Molecule: messenger RNA, 699 nt
Organism: Camelus dromedarius (Arabian camel)
Lineage: Eukaryota; Metazoa; Chordata; Mammalia; Artiodactyla; Camelidae
Gene: IFNK
Product: interferon kappa
Exons: 1
Coding region: 1-699 (232 amino acids)
Biological process (GO): defense response
Cellular component (GO): extracellular region
Molecular function (GO): cytokine receptor binding
Source: RefSeq, a predicted model, not a curated record
AUGGAAGAAUACGCAAGACCUAAAACAUCAAUGUCAACCUUGAGUCUUGUGGAUUUUUCAGCUCGGGACAGGGGAAAAAAAAUGCCUGAUGUGACUCGAAAGUGUCUGUGGCCAGCGUGCCUCGUGGGUCUGUUCUUCACUGGCAUCUUCUCUCUGGACUGUACCCUGCUGAAUGUUUACCAGAGGAGAGUCAUCUGGCAAAACCUGAGACUCCUGAGCAGGAUGAGCAACUCAUUUCCUACAGAAUGUCUAAGCGAAAGCAAAGCUUUUGAGUUGCCCCUAGAGAUCCUAUCUGAUGCCCAGCCUCUGAAGAGGGAUAUCAAGGAAGCCUUCUAUGAAAUGGCCAUCCAGGCCUUCAACAUCUUCAUUCAAGACACCUUCCAAUCCACUUGGGAAGAGAAACACCUGAGACAACUUCAGAUCGGACUCGAUGAGCAGCUACGGUACCUGGAACAAUGCUUGGAAGAAGAGGAGGAGGAAAAUGAAGACAUGAAAGAGAUGGAAGAGGAGGAGAGGAAACACUCCAGAGAUACGGUCUCCCAGCUGAGUAACCUCGAACUGAGGAGAUAUUUCAACAGGAUAGACAAGUUCCUGAAAGAUAAGAAAUACAGUCACUGUGCCUGGGAGAUCGUCCGAGCGGAACUCAAAAGAUGUUUCUACUUCUUUUAUAAAUUCACAGCACUACUCAGCAGGAAAUAA